This is a messenger RNA of Anopheles moucheti, 2787 nucleotides long. RefSeq lists its product as uncharacterized. NCBI's taxonomy places the organism in Eukaryota, Metazoa, Arthropoda, Insecta, Diptera, Culicidae. Bases 1 to 2787 code for a protein of 928 amino acids. Gene Ontology annotation, biological process: regulation of transcription by RNA polymerase II. Gene Ontology annotation, molecular function: protein dimerization activity; RNA polymerase II transcription regulatory region sequence-specific DNA binding; DNA-binding transcription factor activity, RNA polymerase II-specific. The transcript has 9 exons. The record is from RefSeq and is a predicted model, not a curated record.
AUGUUCACCAGAUUCGAUGCAAACAAAUCCACCAAAGGCGCCUCGAAGCUGAGGCGCGAUCUAAUCAACUCCGAGAUUGCCAACUUGCGCGAUCUCCUACCACUGCCCCAAUCUACCCGGCAAAGGCUCUCGCAACUUCAGCUGAUGGCGCUGGUAUGUGUGUACGUGCGCAAAGCCAACUACUUUCAGCAGGUUUUCAAACGCAGCAUCGACAUCGGUUUACAUUCAGCGCCGACACCAAAUAUAGGAUUUUCGAAGGCACUAUCUGGAUUCCUCAUGAUGCUCACACAGAACGGGAAGCUGCUGUACAUUUCGGAUAAUGCCGCCGAAUAUUUGGGCCACUCGAUGGAGGAUCUACUCAUACACGGUGAUUCCGUUUACGACAUUAUCGACAAGCAGGAUCACGGUGCCAUCCAGAGUGAACUGAGUCGGGGUGUUUCGCAGCACACGGGUCACCAUCAUCAUCAUCAUCAUCACCAUCAGCACCAGCACCAUCAUCACCAGCAGCUAAGCAAUAAUCAUCACAACCAUCACGGCCAUCAUCACCAUCUGCUGCAUCACGGCCAUGGGAGUUCCCUUUCGCCUUCCGGUUCGUCCAUAGCGAGCUCGAGUGGUGGUGGCGGCGGAUCGUCGAGUUCGUCGGCGGGUUCGUCGCUUCUGGACGGCGAGCAACGAAUCUUUCUUUGUCGCAUGAAUGUGAGCAGAAAUGCGCGGCGCCAGAUGCGGUUUGGUGAUCAGAAGGUGGUACUGGUGCAGGGCCACUAUCUUUCCUAUCUGCCGCUGUGCAGCCGUAACGAGCCCGUCUUCAUUGCGACCUGCACACCGAUCGCCAUGCCGGAAACGCGCGAAUGCGUCGUCCAGGGUGCGACCAACGUCUUCACUACGAUCCACUCGAUGGACAUGAAGGUGGUGCACAUUGACAAAAACGGUGAAUUCCAUCUCGGGUACAGCCGUAGCGAACUGCAAGGUGUGUCCUGGUAUCAGCUGCUGCACUGGGAAUCGACACGCGAAGCGCAAAGCAAGCAUAGGCUAAUAACCCAGUCCGAACAAGACCGAUCGUGCAUUCUGCUGGUACGAAUGCAACGCCGUCAAAGCGACUUCCUGUGGGUGCACGUAGUGCUGCAAGUACGUGACGGUCAAGACUCGAACCAGCAAUCGGUGAUCGUGUGCACUAAUCAGGUGCUAAGCGACCGUGAGGCGUCCGUGAUGCUGUCCAACUCAUGGCUGUACCAUUACUACACCGUCCAGUCGAAGAUGCAGUUCGGUAUACCGUUCGAGGGUGCGACAAGGAUACCGCCGACGGCUCCGUACUACACCUCCAACACACCGGUCCAUCACAACAAUCACUCACCGGGUGGGGCCGGUACCUCGGGUGGAGCCAUGGUGGGCACAUCGGGAGGAACUCUUACGGCCACCGGAGUACAAACGCAUGGGUACACGCCACAAUCACACCACUCGCACCAUCACAUCCCAGCGUACGGUUACCAUUCGCCAUCGGGACAACAUCACAACGGCGGCUCGGUAACGCCAAUGUUGCACGCUCAUCAUCACCAUCAGCCGGUGAACAAUGGCGGAUUGACGACCGGUAGCGACGACUAUGGGACACGUGCGUAUGGAUUUCGGCUAGAUGCUACCGGACAGCCGGUCGACUAUAGUGGCGGUCAUCCAACACCACCGGCGUCAGCACCUCCGGCAAUAGUGAACCCGGCAGCUAUUCCUAUUCCGGUGGUACAGGUGACACCGCACAUUCGCUGCCACAACGGCGGUGGAACGGGAAGUGAACUGAGUGGCAAUGGAACCAGUGCCGGUAGUCAUCAAACGAACACUGCAACUAGUGACCGUCACAAUGGGACGCCCCCGGCCAAAAAACGGAACAUUAACCGACUGGAACCCAUCUACAUCCCCGAAAAUGGACAGUCUGAACCGUCCGAGGUAUCUACGGUAGAGCUACAGACGAAUUCGACCGGAUUACAUCAGACAGAGAGCGCUGGACAGGGUGUCACUAAUGGGUUAAACCACCUCAGCAGCAGUAUUGAGGGUGGCGGAUCUCUUGGAAAUGGAAGCGGCAGUAUAGGUGGUGGUGGUGGUGGUAAUGGUGGAGGAGGUGGAGGAGGAGGAGUACAGACGAUGUUGCUUGGCAACCGUACCGCGAUCGGUAGACUCCACUCCAAAUCGGCGAUCCUCCCCACGACGGUAUCGAAUAUGUCUAGCGAACCUACCGACUUUAUGGAGCAAUGGAAUCCAAGCCCUCCGUGGUCUGAUACAACCGCGCAGAAGGUACCGGAUAUAACGCAUCAAGAACUCUCCCCUUACAUGACGACGACACCACCAACGCCCACCAGUGCUCCCCAUCAGCAUCACACCGGUGGAUUCCCAACGGCGACCACGUUCUCCUUCGACUGGAUGCCGGAACAGUUUGUACCGAUCGCAACCGACUGCACAGGCACCACGCUCGUUCCAUCCGGUAGCACAGCGGUCUCGCAAUCCGUGUCUGGAACAUCCUCAAUUUCCUGCCUUUCUACCAGCAACAAUCACAGUACGGUGACAGGGAACGUAGGGUGUGUGUUGCCGCCCAGUUGUCUCACGCAGGAAGGCCUUCCGAUUCCUGGGCUAUCUUUACCUAUGCCUGUGCCUCUUCAAAUACCUCCACCUCCGUGGCCUUCAGAUCACCGGCUAUUGGCACUGGAAGGUACUACGGGAUCUUCGACAGCAUCGACGGCACCGGGAGAUAGUGGAAGCGAACGAAAGCCUCUGGACGACCAUCCGGAUCAGCGACGAUCUCACUGA